AUGAGGAAAAUCCUAUUAAUAAGUCAACCGAAGGUAUGAGUGUUGAGGAAAAGAAACCUCAUAAGAAGAAAUUCCAAAAGUGGGAGAAAGAUGAAUGUGGUUGUUGCAAUUCUUUACUUAAUUGCCUCUUUGAUGAGCUUUAUGAUUACUAUGAAAGACUGCCAAGGAAACUUGGGAUGCUUUGCAGAAAAAAUGACACUGAGGAGGCUGGUGCAAAGAUGUAUGCUGGCAUACGAAUUGAUGACAACCUCAAAGUGGUAGCCAUUAUUGACAAGCUGCCGCCUUCAUCAAAGGAGUUCCAAAAAAUGAUGCGUCAUAAGCAAAAUGAGAUCAUUGUGGAAAAUCUUUUAUCUCGUAUUCGAGUUGAAGAGGAGGCAAGGAAUCAAGAUGCUCGAACUACAAAUGGAGGUAACACAUUAAAGGUAAACUUUGUUGCCACUAAUGAUAGCUUUCCCAAAAAUAAUAAUAUUAAAUAUAAUGCCCAAUUGAGAUCUAAGAAGAAAAUUGUGAAAAAGAAUUGUGGGAACCAUUCUGUUGGGAGACCAAGUCAAAAUUUUAAGAACCAAGGACUUCCUUCAAAACAAAAUAGCAAUGCAUGUUUUGUGUUUGGCAAGCUUGGGCAUACUACUAGAGUUUGCAAAUUCCGGAAGUGUGGGCCUAAUCCACAGGUCAACAUAACCAAGGAGCCCUUUGUGGUGAUGUUAUCUGACAUAAACAUGCUUAAUGGUGGUGAGGGAUGGUGGAUUGAUUCUGGUGCCGUAAGGCAUGUCUGUAAAGACAAAUCUUGGUUCAAAACAUUUUUUGAAUAUGACGUUGAAAAAAAGAAGAAGUGAGACUUGGUGAUGGUCAUACUAUCAAGGUUCUUGGCCAAGGAGCAAUGGAAUUGAAUUUUACCUCUGGAAAAACAUUGACUCUUAAAUAUGUGCUUUACACUUCUCAAAUGAAGAAAAAUUUGGUUUUUGGAUUUAUUCUUGGUAAGGUUGGCUUCAAAGAGGUUUAUGAAUUUGGGCAUUAUGUUUUGCCGAAAAAUGGUAUAUUUGUUGGGAAAGGCUAUGCAUGUGAUGGCAUGUCCAAGUUGAAUAUUGAUAUGAAUAAAGUUUCUUCAAACUU
Molecule: messenger RNA, 1110 nt
Organism: Rubroshorea leprosula
Lineage: Eukaryota; Viridiplantae; Streptophyta; Magnoliopsida; Malvales; Dipterocarpaceae
Source: the annotation of a GenBank genome assembly